GGGGACCGAAGCCCCCAUUCAUGCUCGUUCGUCUCCCGUUCAUGAACCUGUUUCUACUGCGGAGCCCCCGGUCUUUGCCAGAAACAUUGAGUCCACGCCAAGCUCAUCUAUCCCGGCUCCGAGGGUUGAAGAUUUUGAAGAUAUGUUUUCAUCCACUCCUCCUGCUACCGGUGACGCUGCGGGUUUCGGCCAUCUUUCAAUUCCUCGGGUCACGAGGUCGUCUACCCGACAGUCAGAAUCUGGCUCUAGAGAUAACCUGGUGAGCAUCUUCCCAGCCCCGAGCGUAGAGCCAAGAAGAACAAGAUCGGCCGUAAUCACCGUCCCCGAGGAUUGCGGCUUUCUAUCGCGCCCUGUGGGAGUAGCAAGCUAUUUGCGACCUCUUGUCUCCGACUCGGACAAGCGUAAAAUGACCGGGGUCACCUAGCAGUGCCUUAUGAACGAAGGCAUGCACGCGGGCAACCGGAGUGUGGUACUGGUCAACGAGGCCUUCAUCCGGGUCCAACACGAGAUGGACGAUCUUCGAGGCCAACUAGAUGCCCAAGGCCGAGAAACGGAGAAAUAUAAGCAUCUCCUCCGAGAGAAAGAGGAAGAUUUGGGUCGGGCGGCCGUUCUUGCCAACCUUCGUCCCGAGCUCGAUGCGGCCAAGGACGAAAAUCGUCGCUUGAAGAGUGAAUUGGCCGCCAUGACCGAUUAUAAUCGAAGCCUCGAAGCUGAGAAGAUUGGCCUUAGCCGAGACAAAGCCCAAUUCUCGUCGAGGCUGGACGAGCUGGAGACCACCAUAUCCCAACUCCGGGGGGAACUGGAUUUGGUGAAGGCCGAUGCAACGGGCCUAGCCGAGAGGAACCGGCUACUGGAAUCUGAUACCGCUCUGUACAAAGAACGCAUGAGAGUUCUCGAAGAGAAAGCGGAGGAGCGGUCUCGGAUAUGUGAGGGCUUAAAAGCCGAGCUGGGGGCGGCGGCCAGUGCCAAUGAUGUUCUCAAGGCCGAGCUAGAAGCUGCUAUUCACAUGCGGAAUGUUGCUGUGGCAAACCGGGCCGAGCUGGAGGCUAAGUUGGCUAAAGUCGAGGCUGAUUUGGAAGAAGCCUGGAAAGGCGUGGAAGCGGCCGAGGCUCAUACUGCCAUUGUCGCCGAGUACGAGAAGUGAAAGUCUCGGCGGCUCACCCUCGAAGAAGCCGAGAGCGGAUUCUCCGAUCUUCCGGCCCUGAUAAACCAGGCCAAAGAGAUGGAGGAGGAGGCAAACCAUGCCCUUGAAGCCGACUCAGAUGAUUCCGAACGAACCGAGUCCGAUCAUUCGCGCUCCGGUAUCCAAAGAUAGG
Lycium ferocissimum is the source of this 1316-nucleotide messenger RNA. RefSeq lists its product as uncharacterized. Lineage: Eukaryota; Viridiplantae; Streptophyta; Magnoliopsida; Solanales; Solanaceae. The transcript has 2 exons. Bases 434 to 1144 code for a protein of 236 amino acids. The record is from RefSeq and is a predicted model, not a curated record.